UCGAUCUAAAAUUUAUGUCCAAAUCAUAAAAUAUAUGUGUAUUACCAUUCUUUCAUCAUAUAUCUUAGUCCAGUCCCUUCAUCGUUGAAAUUGAGUCACACACUUAAGUACGUGGAGUGGUUGGAGGCGGUAUCGUUGUAGUUUUUUGGGUGCAUGGGAGUACGACCAGCAAGGGCACGCGCUGGACCAGCGUUAAAUUGCCGUCGCUCGCCUCCUGCUAUCAUCCAUCCAUGUCCAUCGUUACAGUGAAGCGUCCACCCACCAUCGCACGGCGAUCCAUGCCCGCGUGGGCGCGUCGUCCAUUCUAUUCCACUCCCCCCUUCCCUCCCUCCUGCGCGCGCAAGCAGCGGCCCAGCAUGCCGGCCGGCCGCUCGUCGUACCUAGCGACUAUGGGCAGCCGGAGCUUCUCCUACCACAGGCUCAAGAAGCUCCCCGUCGCCGCUCCCUCUCCUCCUCCCGCCACGACGGCCCCCGCUAGCCGCGGCCUAGAGCAUGAAGGCGACCCGCGGCGCGCCGCCGCCGCCAUCGAGGACUCGUACCGGUCCUACUACCGCGCGCUGGUGGCGAGGGGUAGGCGGCAGCGGUGGCGGGACGGCGGCGGAAGGCAGCGGCCUCGGCCUCGGCCUCGGCGGCGCCUGAGGGCCUGGGGAGCCCUGGCGCGCGCGCUACGGCGGAGGGCGGCGGCCGCCGGGGCCCUGGUGCGCGCGUCGGUCGCCAGGGUGGCGCGGCGGCUCAGGGAGGGCCGGCCCUACGUCGGGGACCUCUUCGCCGGGAACUACAUGUUCCUGCAGGUGGCGCCGUCACCGACGACGACCGCACCGCCGCGGGGCGCCGUGGUGCCCUUUGCGGACUACUACUACGGCUGCAAGGCCAAGGCCAGGGCCAGGGCGGCCGGGCAGCUGCACCCUGCUGCUGGGGUGCUCUACAAGGUGUAGCUGUAUCGGACGUCCAGCUCGCACUGCCUGCCGGUUACUUAUCCGGUGGCCGGGUGGGUCGUGCGAGCCCACAUGUCUACAUCUCCGUUCCGUUGUGCAGCCAGCGCUUCGUGUGCGUGCGUGAUGUCGGAACUGCGAUGACAUCAUGAGUUGUUGUGUGCACUAUCGAGUCAUUGACCUGAUGCUUACUUGGUUUUUAGUGUUGAAAUAUGGUAAAUAAAGGGUUUGAAAUGUUUUUCUUUUUG
Molecule: messenger RNA, 1180 nt
Organism: Zea mays
Lineage: Eukaryota; Viridiplantae; Streptophyta; Magnoliopsida; Poales; Poaceae
Exons: 1
Coding region: 231-935 (234 amino acids)
Source: RefSeq, a predicted model, not a curated record